ACUACUAGAACAUUUUCUCUCAUAAUAUGAUGAGUUCCUAUUAAAAUAUUAUAGUUCUUGACUAAAAAAGUAAAAACAAUAACUUUUCUAAAAGAAGAAUAAUAAUAUGUUACGCGACAAGUUAAUUUAGAGCAUGCAUUUUAUGCAUUUAUCUAUAGAUUAUCUUAGCAUCAGAAGAAACCCUACCUACAUUACUAGCUGUUGGCUGCUAAAUUGCUGCAUACGAUGGCCGCAUGCGACUCGUCUCAGCCGAUCAAGGUUUAAGAGUGAGAGAAAGAAAGAGAGAGAGAGAAUAUCAUAACUUGCGAAUUGCGCGGGAGCAACUUGUGUUGUUUAUCUUUGUUGUUUGAAUCGACAGUCUUACUUCUCAAGAGAUCCGUUCAUUAUUAAAUCAUCGUUUCUUUUCAAAUAGGCUGGCAAUAUAUUCGAAAAUAAACAACGCAGUUGCAGAGGUUAGCUCUUGACUUAUCCUUCACACAAUCCUUCGAUUCAACAUAAAAACAAUCGGCAUCGUCAAAAUGACCGACCUAGUGGAAGUGAUGGAUGUCGACCAAGAGGCCGGACCAUCCACGUCGAGCACGACGACGACCAAAGCGACGACCAAGAGCAAAAAGAUGAACGUGCCGUGGAUCGAGAAGUACCGGCCGCAAAAGUUCGAGGACAUCGUCGGCAACGAGGACACGGUCGAGCGCCUGUCGGUGUUCGCCGAGCACGGCAACGCGCCCAAUCUCAUCAUAGCCGGCCCACCGGGCGUGGGCAAAACCACGACCAUCCUCUGCUUCGCCCGAAUACUCCUUGGCCCCACCUUCAAGGACGCCGUGCUCGAGCUCAACGCCUCGAACGAGCGCGGCAUCGACGUCGUGCGCAACAAGAUCAAGAUGUUCGCCCAGAAGAAGGUGAACUUGCCGCCCGGCAAGCACAAGAUCAUCAUCCUCGACGAGGCCGAUAGCAUGACGGACGGCGCUCAGCAGGCUCUGCGCCGUACCAUGGAGAUUUACAGUCAGACGACCAGAUUUGCUCUGGCUUGCAACAACAGCGAGAGAAUCAUCGAACCCAUACAAUCUCGCUGUGCCAUGGUAAGGUACGGCAAGUUGAGCGAUGCACAGGUUCUGGCCAAGAUCAUGGAUGUAUGCCGCAAAGAAAAUGUUUCUUUCACCGAUGAUGGCCUAGAGGCUAUUGUAUUUACUGCUCAGGGAGAUAUGCGACAAGCUCUAAACAAUUUGCAGUCAACUGUCAAUGGAUUUGGUCAUGUGAAUAGUGAAAAUGUUUUCAAAGUCUGCGACGAGCCACAUCCUUUACUUGUUACAAACAUGUUAGAAUUGUGUUUGAAAGGUGAUGUGAGUCAGGCUUAUCAGAUCUUGAAGAGUCUGUGGGAUCUAGGAUAUUCUCCUGAAGAUCUUAUUAGUAAUAUAUUUAGGAUUACAAAAAAUUUAGAUAUAGAUGAACACAUAAAAAUUGAUUUUGUUUAUGAAAUUGGUUUAACCAAUUUAGAAAUUGUUAGAGGUAACAGUAGCUUAUUGCAAAUGAACAGUCUUAUUUGCAGGUUGUGUCGUAUAGCAACUGAACCAAAAGAUGAUUAAGCAAAUAUUGAAAAUUACAUACCAUAUCAUAAUGUAAAUUUUGUUAAUUUUAAUCAUUAACUAUGAUGACGUACAACUGAAUUUCAUAAAUUACGUCAUGUUAUUUUUGUAAAUAAAAUGUGAUUGUUAUACGAAUCAA
This is a messenger RNA of Trichogramma pretiosum, 1719 nucleotides long. It is a transcript of the gene RfC4, whose product is annotated as replication factor C subunit 2. Bases 519 to 1580 code for a protein of 353 amino acids. The record is from RefSeq and is a predicted model, not a curated record. Gene Ontology annotation, molecular function: DNA binding; ATP binding; DNA clamp loader activity. The transcript is spliced from 2 exons. Gene Ontology annotation, cellular component: nucleus; DNA replication factor C complex. Lineage: Eukaryota; Metazoa; Arthropoda; Insecta; Hymenoptera; Trichogrammatidae. Gene Ontology annotation, biological process: DNA repair; DNA-templated DNA replication.